AUGGACUGCCUCGGAGUAAAUAACUUGGCAAAUGACAGAAUCUCAAAUGAUAAAGCAAUCAAUCACCGGGGCAAAUCGCUGCAAGAUUUUAUGGACUCAAAUGGCUUUAUUCUCAUAAAUGGUCGCUCCAUGAGCGAUACUCCGGGACAGUUCACGUUUGGCAACGCCAACGGAAACAGCACAGUUGACCUGGUGUGGGUAAACAUCAUAGGGCUUCACCUAAUCAGAGACAUGUGGGUUGAGAGUGUCAUCACGAAAUCUGACCACUGGCCAGUCACGCUAGAAUUAAAUUUACCCUUCUCCAAUCCUUCGAUAGAGGACCAGGACUUAAUCUCUGCCGCUAGAUCCAGACUCGUAUGGUCACCGUCGCAGUCUUCAAGUUUUAAGAUGGCAAUGCUUCACUCUCCUAACGUCACCGGCGACUUUGCCACCUCAACUUCUGACCGUCUAUAUGAUAACCUAUGCGAAGGUAUUGAGCUUGCAGCAUCCAGUUGCGGCCUACUCAAACCACUCCCACAUAAAAGAAGUCAACUCACCCCAAAUAAGCCUUGGUUCGACUCAGAAUGCCUGUCGUCAAAGAAAUCACUUAAGAAGCUCCUGUCCCUCUGUAAGUUGAACCAACAAAACAAGUUUUUAUGGCUUGAAUACUACGCACUAAAAAAUAGUCACUUCCAACUUUUAAAAAGUAGGAAAUUAACAUACGACAUGCUACUCCUAGAAAAAUUCAAGAACAUCAAAUCUCACUCCGAUUUCUGGGGUGUUGUCAAAACAGUAAAUAGACCGCCUUCACAACCUCAACACAUACCGCUCUCCAAGUGGGCAGAGUUUCUUAACAGCAUUUAUGGAGACAAACAAACACCUCAAGCACAAUACUCCGGCAUAUUCGAUGAGGAUCUUGACGCGGAAAUUACACUUGAAGAAGUCCAAAAAAGUCUGCAUAAAAUUAAGAACGGAAAAUCCGCUGACUCCGAUGGCAUACCAAACGAAUUCCUGAAAGUCCUUCCACACAACUGGCUGCUCUAUAUCGUCGCCUUAUUUAAUAAAAUUUACAACUCAGGUGAAACCCCUGCUGACUGGUCAAGAGUCAUAAUUUUCAUGCUCCAUAAAAAAGGAGACCCACUGGAACCUGGCAACUACCGUGGGAUUGCACUAGUUAACUGCCUGACCAAAGUCUUUACCCAAAUUCUUCUGGAUCGUAUCAGAGCUUGGGCUACCCGACACAAACUCAUACCGGUAGAACAGGCGGGAUUUGAGCCAGGGCGCAGCUGCGCUGACAACGUUUUUUCGCUCAUCGCACUUCACCAGCUCCAAUCCAGAUUCAAGAACUCAGUAUCCUACAUCUUGUUCAUUGAUUUCAAGCGAGCUUUUGACUCAAUCCCUCACGCCAAAUUAUGGGACAAGCUCCACAACCUGAAGUUAAGCUCUAAAAUUUUGAAUUUACUCAUUAACUUCUACUCCAAGAUCAAAGUACAAGUGAGAGGUAACAAAAAUAGUCUCUCUCCUCCAAUUGUUAUUACCGAGGGGGUUCUCCGAGGAGAAAUACUGAGCCCUAUUCUCUUCAGCCUUUACAUUUCUGAUAUUGUACUGUUCUUUUAA
Microplitis mediator is the source of this 1596-nucleotide messenger RNA. RefSeq lists its product as uncharacterized. The record is from RefSeq and is a predicted model, not a curated record. The transcript has a single exon. Bases 1 to 1596 code for a protein of 531 amino acids. NCBI's taxonomy places the organism in Eukaryota, Metazoa, Arthropoda, Insecta, Hymenoptera, Braconidae.